Messenger RNA from Sordaria macrospora k-hell, 1755 nucleotides. Lineage: Eukaryota; Fungi; Ascomycota; Sordariomycetes; Sordariales; Sordariaceae. The record is from RefSeq and is a predicted model, not a curated record.
AUGAGCGACCCCGUCAUCAGAACCGCUUCUCCCUACACUGAUCCCAAAGUCAAAGGCCCUCCAGUACAGCUUCUCUCGUCUGUGUUCAACCACGAUAACGUCAACAAGACCAACCUCCACCCUGGUGGUGUCAAGCCCCAGGUCGAGCACACUGAGCUUGAGGAGGAGCUCCAUCAAAAAGCUCACAUCGACUAUGACAGAGUCGCCAUUAUCGCCAACCCUUCAGUCGCUUCCCUCUACGAGGAUGCCCUCGUCUACGAGACCGGCACUGCCAUCACAUCCAGCGGUGCUCUUACCGCCUACUCCGGCAAGAAGACUGGCCGUUCUCCCUCAGAUAAGCGCGUUGUCAAGGAGCCUUCAUCAGAAAACGACAUCUGGUGGGGACCUGUCAACAAGCCCAUGAGCCCCGAGGUCUGGAAGAUCAACCGCGAGCGUGCCAUCGACUACCUCAACACCAGGAAUCGCAUCUAUGUCGUCGACGGUUAUGCCGGCUGGGAUGAGAAGUACCGUAUCCGCGUCCGUGUUGUCUGCGCUCGCGCCUACCAUGCUCUCUUCAUGCGCAACAUGCUCAUCCGCCCUCCCCGUGAGGAGCUCGAGCACUUCCACCCCGACUACACCAUCUACAACGCCGGCUCUUUCCCCGCCAACCGUUACACUGAGGGCAUGUCCUCUUCCACCUCCGUUGCUAUCAACUUCGCCGAGAAGGAGAUGGUCAUCCUCGGUACCGAGUACGCCGGUGAGAUGAAGAAGGGUAUCUUCACCGUCAUGUUCUACGAGGGCCCCGUCAAGCACAACAUUCUCACCCUCCACUCCUCCGCCAACGAGGGCAAGGAUGGCGAUGUCACUCUCUUCUUCGGCCUUUCCGGCACUGGCAAGACCACCCUCUCCGCCGACCCCAACCGUCGCCUCAUCGGUGAUGACGAGCACUGCUGGUCUGACCGCGGUGUCUUCAACAUCGAGGGUGGCUGCUACGCCAAGACCAUCGGUCUCUCCGCCGAGAAGGAGCCCGAUAUCUACAACGCCAUCCGCUACGGCUCCGUCCUCGAGAACGUCGUCUUCAACCCCGAUACCCGCGAGGUCGACUACGAGGACGCCGCCCUCACCGAGAACACUCGCUGCGCCUACCCCAUCGAGUACAUCCCCAACGCCAAGAUCCCCUGCUUGUCGCCCAACCACCCCAAGAACAUCAUCCUCCUUACCUGCGACGCCCGCGGUGUUCUCCCUCCCAUCUCCAAGCUCAACUCGGCCCAGACCAUGUUCCACUUCAUCUCCGGUUACACCUCCAAGAUGGCCGGUACCGAGGACGGCAUUCUCGAGCCCCAGGCUACCUUCUCCUCCUGCUUCGCCCAGCCCUUCCUGGCCCUGCACCCCAUGCGCUACGCCAAGAUGCUCGCCGAGAAGAUCGAGAACCACAACGCCAACGCCUGGCUCCUCAACACCGGUUGGGUCGGUGCCGGCUUCGCCCAGGGUGGCAAGCGCUGCCCCCUCAAGUACACUCGUGCCAUCCUCGACGCCAUCCACUCCGGCGAGCUCGCCAACGUCGAGUAUGAGAACUACGAGAUCUUCAACCUCCAGGUCCCCACCACCUGCCCCGGCGUUCCCUCCGAGCUCCUCAACCCCAAGACCGCCUGGACCGCUGGUGCCGACUCCUUCGACACCGAGGUCAAGAAGCUCGGUGGUCUCUUCCUCGAGAACUUCAAGAAGUACCAGAGCGAGGCUACUGAGGAUGUCAUCAAGGCUGGUCCCGUCGUUUAA